AAAACGACGUGAUGAAAAUUAUAAAUAGGAAAGUUUUCAAAAUUCAUCUACCAGUCCAUCAUGGGUCUUACGAGUGCUAAAAUAUUCUUGUGCGCAGCGUUUGCCUUGGCAUUAUGUCAGAAUGUUCUAAGCUUUAAUAAUCCUCCGGACUUUUAUUUUAAAAAGAAUGACAGUGUCGGCUAUGACAUUGUUACAGUCAUAAAAGAAACAGAACAUGAGGCGACAGAUGUUGUUGGGCGGACCUAUGCGAUGGAGCAGCAAUUUCCAUUCAUGGCGGUGGUGCAUAAACUUUUGGGCGCUGGAAAAUUCACCCAAUGCAGCGGUUCGAUCAUCUCCAACAGAUGGGUUCUCACAGCCGGACAUUGUUUGGAUAUCCAUCCAAAGGAAUAUCUCGUGGUGUUCGGUAUCACCAAUAAAACCGGCAUAAAGUACAACUUCUACAGCGGCCCGGGCGUGGCGAUGAUCACGAAGGAAGCGUUUCGACACCCACAGAUCAAUGACAUCGACUGCGACAUCGGCUUGCUCUAUAUGCCGCAAGACAUCCCGUACAGCAAAACCAUUCAGCCGAUAACACUCGCCGACGGCUCUUAUGAGAAGGUAAACAUCAACGGUAAACUCGCGGCAGUGGUGGGCUGGGAACGCGAUUCGUUGACCACCCAAAGUUCAAAGCGUCUCAAGUACAUCUUAUCAGCGAUUAUCUCGAAUGCCGAGUGUGAAAAAUAUUGGGUGAUCAAGAACGUGCACAUUUGCACAUUAGCGAUAGAACACGACGAGGCUUGUCAGGGAGAUAGUGGCGGCCCGCUUUUCAUAGUUGAUAAUAACAAGUUCAUACAAGUCGGCCUUAUCAGUUAUGGAGGACUUUGUCGUGGCACUAUCACACCUAGCGUGUACUUAAGAAUAUCCACAUUUGAAUCAUGGUUGAGAGCACAAGAAACCAAGAUGCAAAAAAUCAUUACUUUUCUCUAUGGCACUCCACGAUGAAAUCGAAAAAUCAGUAAAUUUUUAUUAAAUCAGACUGUAAAAAGUGUAUUCAA
Molecule: messenger RNA, 1034 nt
Organism: Harpegnathos saltator (Jerdon's jumping ant)
Lineage: Eukaryota; Metazoa; Arthropoda; Insecta; Hymenoptera; Formicidae
Product: chymotrypsin-2
Exons: 4
Coding region: 61-981 (306 amino acids)
Biological process (GO): proteolysis
Molecular function (GO): serine-type endopeptidase activity
Source: RefSeq, a predicted model, not a curated record